AUGAUCUUCUACAUAGCUGAUCGACGGUUCUUCUACGGUACUUCGAAUGAAUUCGAGAUGAAGACUUUCAGAUACUCCGCCAAAGAUUUACUGCGUUUGCGCCGUACGCACUCGCCUGCCAAAGAGGUUCCCUAUAAACUCGGUCAAAGAGUUGACGAAGACCAUGAAUUGGGAGAAAUCAUUCGUACCGAACCUGCACGCUCGCUAUCCCUUAUCGUUGAGGAGAGCGGCGGUUCUAGUGACUCAGAUGAUCGACAUCGCCAAGGCGCUGUUCAGCAGCUUGAUGGUACCGACUCGGAGCGCAAGUAUCGAAUUCGAAGCGAUUCUGAGCUCGAACGGGCACCUAUGGUGGCACCAGCCGACCUUUCCAGCCAGAAAUCAAAGGGCUUUCAGAAGUUCUACAACUCCGUCGUCUCUCCUACUCAUGUACGAGUCACUGCUGGCGGUCGAAUCGUGCCCAAUACUCGUGGGCCGCAGUCUCCCACAUCAAAGUGGAAUCGAGAACGCAGCUCGCUCGACGGUCAGCCGCAUGCCCGCACUAUGAAUGGCAAUCAGUCUGAGGGUUUUGCCUAUCCUGUUUUACCUCCCAGUUGGGGACACAUGACUGCCAUGGCUCCUCCCCAAGCACCAGGUACUAUGCCUGGGAUGACUAUGAGACCCCCUGAAGGCUACACUUUCAUGGCACCUCCUGCUAUGGGCUACAACAUGGCUGCUGUCCCUUACAACCAGUUCCCUCCUUCUGGUGUUCCUCUUCCACACCCAAGCCAAGCUAGCUAUUUCAGUAAGCCUCCUGAGGCGGGUAUGGAACCUGCACGAAACGUCCACCUCUCGCCGGUAGAGCAGUUUGAUCCUACACGACCAUUCUUCUUCAAUGGGCAGUGGUUGGUUGCAAACGGAAACACGUUGUAUCCCAUCAACAUGCCUCCCCAGAUGGGUUUUAUUCCCACACAUAUGCCUAACCAACCCGCCUCUCGCUCAAGUGGUGACUUUAUCGUUCCCUCGUCAAAGUAUACCCGCGUGUCUUCGCGACCGCUCGACCCGUCGCCUAUCACCUUGCAGACUACUGCGGAUGAUAUGUCUCGCUCUACCAGUCCUCCCUAUUCGUCAAUUCGUCCCAGUUCCAUCACUCAGAAGCAGCUCGAGGUUCUUCGCAGUCAAAAGAGGUAUCAUCAAGAUCAGCUUCAAUACAAUAAGCACCAAAUCGAUCUUCAAGACAUGGAGGAUCGGCUUCAAAAGAUCUGUCUCGAGAUUGAGAAGUUUGAGCGCUCGUAUGCCACACAGAUUGAAUUUGAGGCCAGACACUACCCCAAGCUUGAAUCUGUGGGUGAGGCCAACUCAAACUCAUCCACUGACUACCCUCAUAGUCGUAGUGAUUCUGAUACCCCUGUCGCUGUUAACACAAUGUCGAACCCGGGCCUGGGAACUCAACCGCAUACCAACAGGACGCAGGUUCACUCUGUGAGUAGUCUCAGUCCAUCGAAGCCGGCUGCGACGGUUGCUUCGGCCAAGAACCCCAAUAACACUUUGGAGAACAAUGGACAGCAACGAAAGCCUUCAAGCCUUCCAGUAAAUGCUGCUCUGGCACCAGUCUUCCAGCCUCGAUCAGAAAUGAAUGACUCUUUCGUCGCGACUGACCAGAUUGAUGAAUCCGCACGUUCUCGGCACUGGGAGAGCAUGUACAAGGGCGCUGCCUCUUGGCGAUCGUCUUAUUUCACCAAGGAAAUCGAGGCCGAGAACAAUUUGGGCCAUCCCUAUCUCGUGGGCAAGCUCAAGCCAGGAGUCCUGCCACAAGACGCCCGGCGUAAUGACUACACCUACGACCGUGAGCUGACAGCAGAUGAAGAGCGUGCUCGAUACAUCUACUGGGAAAAGACACCUCACUAUUUCCAAGACGGCCUUCCCAAGUAUGAUGGCAAGGACUUCUAUCACGCUCCCAUUGUCAAGGAAAAUCCUGUGCGUGCUGGCGAAACUGCCUCUCGAAACCUGUCCAACCCGGUCGAGACGCGACCAUCAUCGAUAAAGUCCGGAAGUGCGGGACCAUUCCAUACUGUAGGUCAUGCCGCCAGAGGUUCUGUUCGCCAGAGGUUCGAGGAGGCCACUCGGUCUGAGUCGUUACACCGUACUAAUGACUCCCUCUGUGCGAGCUCCAGCUCCGAGUUUCCUCGCUCUGAGUCUCACGCUGUUCACGCUGGCUCCCGGUACCUAGAUUUUCGUCUUGCCAUCGAUGAGAAUGCGCAAGUCUCCAAUGGAAAAUUCCACGUCAAAGUCUCCGACGACUCGGGUGAGGAAGAGGGUAGUCUGAUCUUUAAAGGGCGCCGAGUAAAGGAUCGCGCUGCCAGCAAAUAUCCAAGUGAUAUCUGGUCGACCAUGCGCAAGAAAGGCAAAACGAGUGCCAAUGUGGUUGCUGGUCAGGUCUCGCCGAUGACAGCCCAAGGUGUGCUUCCUCACUAUUCGGGUCAUGCCACUGCAUCCCUGACUCCAACCAUCACCACCAACUCUCGUGGCCAGUCUGUCAGACAUGGCGAUAUAAACUGCUCCCCUACAAUUCAUCCUACUCUUGGAAGACGUGAGGAGAACAGGCCCCCUCUCGAGCUUCUUGACCGGCAGCUCCGCAGCGUUAGCUUCCAUGACGGCAACCAGCACACGGUUUCGACUCGCUGA
Molecule: messenger RNA, 2661 nt
Organism: Fusarium coffeatum
Lineage: Eukaryota; Fungi; Ascomycota; Sordariomycetes; Hypocreales; Nectriaceae
Exons: 3
Coding region: 1-2661 (886 amino acids)
Source: RefSeq, a predicted model, not a curated record